Macadamia integrifolia is the source of this 1461-nucleotide messenger RNA. RefSeq lists its product as uncharacterized. The record is from RefSeq and is a predicted model, not a curated record. Lineage: Eukaryota; Viridiplantae; Streptophyta; Magnoliopsida; Proteales; Proteaceae. The transcript is spliced from 7 exons. Bases 456 to 1205 code for a protein of 249 amino acids.
GUCUUAAGUUCCCUUCCCCCAAAGAAAUUUGAUAAGAAUUAAAGGUAAUUUACAAAUAAGACAUGGAUUGAGAUUUGGAUUUUACCCUCCCCACCAUCCACCACCAAAAAUAAAUAAAAAUUGCCAAAAAAUAAAAUUGGGAUUGGGGUUUGGAAUGGUAGGAACAAAAUAAUCUGGGAGAAAAGCGCAUAUGCCGACAUGUCUCCCUCUCCCCAAGAAGAUUCGUAAGGAUGCGCAUCUCGUUUCCACGUUUAGUCUUUUUAUUCGUUACGCUUCGAUCAACCCUUUUCUUGUUCUUAGUAGAUAUUAUCCAUAUGACCUGUGAGCAGAGUAGCGAGCUAGCAGGCUAGCAGCAGCACUCAUCAGCCUCCAUUGAAGCUUCAGCAGUAAACACCCUUACUGUUGGCGUACUUCUUUCAAUGACAUCAGGUGGCUACCAAAUCAAGGGAUAAAUUAUGAAUCCUCAGAGUACAGCAAAUCCUUGUAGAACUCUUGAGGGGGUUCAUGGAGUGCAUCUGGCAUCCCAUUCACCAUUUGUAGCAGAAGAGAUUCCUCAACAUGGGGAAUUGAAGCAGUCCAUCCCUGAAGGAUCACCGUUUGGAGCUAAUCAGAAUCUUUUAAUGCAACGCAUAUGGCAGCAGAGGCCAGCAUGCCUGAGGCCCAUCCGCUGUAAUAUUCAAGGUGAUCACAACCUGAUAGAGAGAAUUGCUAAUGUGCUUACUUCACUUCCUUUUAUCACCCUUGGAAUCCAUGCCCCAAGGAAGAAUUGGAGUAGUAAACUAUAUGCUAAUUCGUUAAUUGGAGUUGGAGUUGCUUCAAGUUUAUACCAUUCUUCAAGUGGAGAAAUGAGGAAGUAUCUAAGAUGGGUCGACUAUACAAUGAUAGCCACUGCAACAGUUUGUCUUUCAGGUGCACUAAGGAAUGAGAAUCCUAAGUUGUUGAUGGCAGCUUCUGCUGUAUUUCUACCUUUCCAGCCUUUAAUGGUUUCGGUUGUUCACACAGGGUUAAUGGAGGUAGCAUUUGCAGAAAGAGCAUUUAAGGAACCAGAACUGAGGAUGGCCCACAACCUGCAUAAAAUAUCAUCUCUUCUAAGUGGUGCUCUUUUUGUUGCGGAUGAUGUUUUUCCCAGAACACCAUACCUCCAUGCUGCUUGGCAUCUUGCUGCAGCUCUUGGUGUUGGGACAUGUAAUAAACUUCUUGAAUGAUAUUCGAUUUGGACCUUCAAUUAUAAAAUUUUACUCUACAUAUCGGAGAAUAUAUAUAUAUAUAUAUAUAUAUUCUCUGAUGUGAUAGUAACCAUUCAUGUAUUUAACCAAAUUUGUAUAAAUCCCACAUUUUUUACAAGGAACUUGUCAUGUAAAAGUUAUCCGAAAUUUGAUUCCUUUCUAUCAUACUAUUCUUGUAGAUUACCCAAGAUUUAAAGCAUUAUUUACAGGAUGCUGCUAAUGUGGGUUCUGGUGA